CAAGAGUGAAGCAACCCGGCUAGCGGAGCCUCGCAGCCUGACAGGUGUGAUGGGGUGGCCCUCUACCUGCUCCGCCGAGGCGGCUGGCGGCCGGGAGAAGUAGGCUGGCGACAUCUGGCGGGCCGCGAGUCGCGGGCCGAGGGAGAAGUAGAGGGGCAGUGUCUCCCUCACGUGAUCCGAACGGCGCCGAGCGCGUCGCGCUGCGCCCCCGCCCCGGGGUCGGUCACGGUCUGCGCCUGCGCGGGCCCCGGCUCGCUCGCCGUCCUCCGGGACGCCGGCGGCGAUGGGUUGGGGAAGUGGACGCCUGGAGAACGGAAGUCCAUUUAUCAAAAUUGACUCCAGAAGAGAGAACAUAACAGAACAAAAACAAUGGAAGAAAUUGGGAACAUUAUCAAAAAGCUAUCAUCCUGCCAAACUCCAGGCUCAGAUGGUAUUACAGGUUAAAAAAAGUCCUUCAUGAAAAAGAAAGCUCUUAAGCAACAUGAUGGAUUCAGAAGCUCAUGAAAAGAGACCACCAAUACUAACAUCUUCAAAACAAGAUAUGUCACCUCAUAUUACAAAUGUUGGUGAAAUGAAGCAUUACUUGUGUGGCUGCUGUGCAGCCUUCAACAACGUCGCAAUCACAUUUCCCAUUCAGAAGGUCCUCUUUCGACAGCAGCUAUAUGGCAUCAAAACCCGGGAUGCAAUACUUCAGUUGAGAAGGGAUGGGUUUCGAAACCUGUAUCGUGGAAUUCUUCCCCCAUUGAUGCAGAAGACAACUACACUUGCACUUAUGUUUGGUCUGUAUGAGGAUUUAUCCUGCCUUCUCCACAAGCAUGUCAGUGCUCCAGAGUUUGCAACUCGCAGCGUGGCGGCAGUGCUUGCAGGGACAACAGAAGCAAUUUUCACUCCACUGGAAAGAGUUCAGACAUUGCUUCAAGACCACAAGCAUCAUGACAAAUUUACCAACACUUACCAGGCUUUCAAGGCACUGAAAUGUCAUGGAAUUGGAGAGUAUUAUCGAGGCUUGGUGCCCAUUCUUUUCCGGAAUGGACUCAGCAAUGUCUUUUUUUUCGGCCUCCGAGGUCCCAUUAAGGAGCAUCUGCCUACUGCAACGACUCACAGUGCUCAUUUGGUCAAUGAUUUUAUCUGUGGAGGUCUGUUGGGUGCCAUGUUGGGAUUCUUGUUUUUUCCAAUUAAUGUUGUAAAAACUCGCAUACAGUCUCAGAUUGGUGGGGAAUUUCAGUCUUUCCCCAAGGUUUUCCAAAAAAUCUGGCUGGAAAGAGACAGAAAACUGAUAAAUCUUUUCAGAGGUGCCCAUCUGAAUUAUCAUCGGUCCCUUAUCUCCUGGGGCAUAAUCAAUGCAACUUAUGAGUUUUUGUUAAAGGUUAUAUGAAAACACCACCAGUUAAGUGCCAUUUUUCAACUGAACAGACCUUCUAAGAAGAA
Messenger RNA from Saimiri boliviensis boliviensis (Bolivian squirrel monkey), 1428 nucleotides. It is a transcript of the gene SLC25A51, whose product is annotated as solute carrier family 25 member 51. Gene Ontology annotation, biological process: mitochondrial NAD transmembrane transport. Lineage: Eukaryota; Metazoa; Chordata; Mammalia; Primates; Cebidae. The record is from RefSeq and is a predicted model, not a curated record. Gene Ontology annotation, molecular function: NAD transmembrane transporter activity. Gene Ontology annotation, cellular component: mitochondrion.